This is a messenger RNA of Spodoptera litura, 1648 nucleotides long. RefSeq names its product neuropeptide receptor A33 (gene NGR-A33). Lineage: Eukaryota; Metazoa; Arthropoda; Insecta; Lepidoptera; Noctuidae. Gene Ontology annotation, cellular component: plasma membrane. Gene Ontology annotation, molecular function: tachykinin receptor activity. Gene Ontology annotation, biological process: G protein-coupled receptor signaling pathway. The record is from RefSeq and is a predicted model, not a curated record.
UGAAGAUGAUUGAAGCGAAAUCUUUCAAUUUCUUUUGUGCUCAUUUCUAAUCAGGAACGUGGAAGGUUUUUCGUUGGCCUAAUUUUGUUGGUGAACCUACAUAUAUGGUGAUGUAAUGAGUGCGUGGUGUACAGAUAAUUGUGGUCCCAAAAGGGGAGACGUGCGUAAGAACAAUUGACUUGAGUACUUAAGUGACAUUCAAUUUGAACUGAUUGACGGUGUUGUUUGUUUUCGGAAGUGUUCGUAACGAAAUGUGUUGUUGUCGUGUGUAAGUGAAUUAUGUUGCCAUGGAUUCCGAAAUAGAUAUCCUAUUGUUUAUCAACUGCACCCAGCAGAUUUUGGGUCGGCAGCAGUCUUGGGAUCAUCUCAAUGUGACUCAGAUCCUGGACCUGCUACCAACGAAGAUCCUUGAAGACAUCAAUCUUAAAAUCACUCUUGGCAACUGUAUGGGUUUGGGUGAAAGGCCAUUCAGUCCACCAUGGUGGGUGCAACUUGCUUGGUUUAUGGUAUUCGCAAUCAUGCUACUGCUCGCUGUCUUGGGGAAUACCUUAGUCAUCUGGAUAGUUUUGGCACAUCGUCGCAUGAGGACAGUUACAAAUUGCUUCCUCGUGAACCUAGCGUUCGCAGACUUGUUGAUGGCAACCCUGAACGGAGCACCAAACUUCAUAUUUCUGGUGACCGCUGACUGGCCCUUCGGGUCAGUGACCUGUACUGCAAGCAACUUCACUGCCAAUCUGACUGUCUCUGCUGGAGUGUUCACACUGGUCGCCAUCACUGUUGACAGAUACGUGGCGAUAGUGAAACCUCUGCAACACAGACUGAGUCGUCGCGUAGCGCGCGCGGCGCUCUUCACCGUCUGGUGCGCCAGCGCUCUGCUUGCACUGCCCAGUCUACUCUACUCUGAUACUUAUAAGAAACAAUAUGUGAACGGUGACAGAGAAAUAUGUUUUAUUAAAUGGCCCGACGGCAGUUAUCCAUCAUCGAGAACUGAUUAUGUGUAUAACCUAUUAUUUUUGGCUGUGACGUACGUGGUGCCUAUGUCGGUGAUGGUUUGGGCGUACGCUCGAAUGAGUGCCGCUUUGAGAGGCCGAGCAAUCGGCGAGUGUACUCAUCAUCAGAUGCAAGUCGUCAGAGCUAAGAGAAAGGUGGUGAGAAUGUUCGUCCUGGUGGUGAUGGUGUUUGCUCUCUGCUGGCUGCCUUACCACGCGUACUUCGUCCUGACCUACCAUUAUCAAUCCUUAGCGUCUGCGCCCUUUGCCCAGCAUAUUUAUCUCUUCUUCUACUGGUUGGCCAUGGCGAAUUCCAUGUUCAACCCCUUAAUUUAUUACUGGAUGAGUAAUAAAUUUCGCAUCUACUUUCGUAUGGUGUUAUGUUGGUGUUGGACACCAAAAACAUCAUCAUCUACUGAUAUGAAGAAAUUAGAAAUGAACAAAUCAUUCUCAGUGAGUCAAAGAAAUUAUCGGGACAUAUCGUCCUUUAGCAGAGCAUGACAUUCAAAGAGACGGAGUAACACUUCGCGGUCUACGCCACAGCAUGAUCAUUCGAAUGCAACAGAACUGAUAACGAAUGGCAACGCAGUGCGUAUGAACCCGCGAGGUGAACCCGACGACAGACAUUAUCACAUGUGUGACGAUAAAUUAUAAAGUAA